UAUAAAGGAGGCUGGAGGGACAGCUGCAUGUUCACUCACUGGCAAGGUGUAGUGAGAGGAAGCGGGUACAGGAGCGUCCUCUCCCUGCUCUGGCAGACUGUCCCUUCUCUGUGCCAGUGUCUGCUGUCUGUCCGCUGCUUGAGGUGGAGGGUCUCCUGCGGCUUGUGCAUACUUGAGUGAACUUUGCAGGGAGCUACGGUGCUGAGAAGAUGCACCGCUCCACGCUCGGGGGCUUUCUGCUGCUCGCCUGUCUCAGUUUGGCCAGCGGCCUGAGGCCCAAGAAAAGACAAACGUACGCCACGGGUAGCCAGAACCAAAAUUAUUGUUAUGACAAUGGGAAGGCUUACCACAUCAACCAGCAGUGGGAGCGUACUUACCUGGGUCGAGUGAUGAUAUGUACCUGUUAUGGCGCAGGUCGAGGCUGGAACUGUGAAUCCAAACCUGACGUGGAGGAGAUGUGCUACGAUCAGUACACUGGGAACAGGCAGCGUGUUGGUGACACCUGGGAGCGCCCCAAGGACGGCAUGAUCUGGGACUGCACCUGCAUUGGAGCCGGCAGAGGAAGGAUCAGCUGCACCAUCGCAAAUCGGUGCCAUGAGGGGGGCCAGUCCUAUAAGAUUGGAGAUACCUGGAGGAGACCUCAUGAGACGGGUGGCCAUAUGCUGGAGUGUGUCUGCCUUGGAAAUGGGAAAGGAGAAUGGACCUGCAAACCGAUAGCGGAAAGGUGCUAUGACAAUGUGGCUGGGUCUACUCAUGUUGUUGGAGAGACCUGGGAAAGGCCGUACCAAGGCUGGAUGAUGAUCGAGUGCACCUGUUUGGGAGAAGGCAACGGACGCAUCACUUGCAGUUCACGAAACCGGUGCAAUGACCAGGAUACCCGGAUGUCCUACAGAAUUGGUGACACCUGGACCAAAAAAGAUACCAGGGGAAACCUACUUCACUGCACCUGCCUUGGCAAAGGUCGUGGACAGUGGGAAUGUGAACGCCAUACAACUGUAACGUCAACAUCUAUUGAUUCUGCCAGUCAGAUACAGCACCAGGUCAUUCCUGCAGUUUACCAGCACCAGUGUAUCAGUGAUGGAGGUAUUUUGUACUCUGAUGGAAUGCAGUGGCUCAAGAUGCAAGGCAACACCCGAAUGCUGUGCAAAUGCCUGGGUAAUGGCGUGAGCUGCCAGGAGUUGUCAAAGCAGACUUAUGGUGGGAAUGCCGAGGGAGAACCCUGUGUGUUUCCCUUCACGUUCAUGGGAAAGACUUACCACUCCUGCACCACUGACGGACGGCAAGAUGGCAAAUUCUGGUGCAGCACCAGCGCAGACUUUGACAAUGGCCGCACAUACUCUUUCUGCAGCCAGCAGGCCUCCAACUUCGUCCAAACUAGAGGAGGGAACUCAAACGGUGCGCUGUGCCACAUCCCCUACCUGUACAACAGGCAGAACUACACUGCUUGCACAUCUGACGGCAGGAAGGAUGGCAUGAAGUGGUGUGGGACAACUGCCAACUAUGACGCUGACGGGAAGUUUGGCUUCUGCCCAAUGGCAGAGCACGAAGAAGUGUGCACCACCCAGGAAGGGAUCAUGUACCACGUUGGAGACCAGUGGGACAAGCGUCACGACCUUGGUCACAUGAUGAGAUGUACAUGUAAUGGAAAUGGCCGCGGUGAAUGGAGCUGCAUUUCACAUACUCAGCUUCGAGACCAGUGCGUGGUGGAUGGAAUAAACUACGAAGUAAACCAGAAGUUUAACAAACUGCACGAUCAGGGUUACCAGAUGAACUGCACUUGCUUCGGGCAAGGCCGAGGGCAGUGGAAGUGUGACGCCAUCGACCAGUGCCAGGACACCGAAACAGGCCAGUUUUAUCAGAUUGGCGAAUCGUUUCCAAAGUUUCUCAACAGGAUCCAUUAUUCGUGUUAUUGUCACGGCCGGGGAGUUGGUGAAUGGACUUGUGAACCAGAGCAAACUACCAGAGGAACUGGACCUGUGCAAGUGGUGAUCACAGAGAUGGGGAACCUGACAAAUUCUCAUCCUAUUCAAUGGAACACACCAGACUCUGCUCACAUCAAGAACUACAUCCUGCGCUGGAGGCCUAAAAACUCAAGGGUCCAGUGGAGCAGUGUGACCAUUCCGGGCAACAUGCACUCCUACACUAUCGAUGGCCUGAAGUCUGGCCUCACCUACGAAGGCCAGCUGAUCAGCUUCAUGCACUAUGGCAAGAAAGAUGUCAUCCGAUUCGAAUUCUCAACUUCUGUUUCAACUUUAACUAACUUCGAGGGCAUGACAGAUGUGACUGAUGUCCACGACCGGAUUACUGAGACCUCGGGCACUGAAUCCAUCACCGAGCUCACCUCCAGCAGUUUUGUCGUGUCCUGGUCGUCUGCCUCCGACACGGUGUCAGGCUUCAGGAUCAAGUACGAGCUCAGCGAGGAUGACGCUCAGCCCCAGUACUUGGAUGUUGCAAGCACAGCCACAUCGGUUUCUAUUCCCAACCUGCUACCUGGGCGUAAGUACAUUGUGAACGUUUAUGAAAUUUCAGAAGAUGGAGAAAAACUGAUCCUAACAAGGACGCCCACGACAGCACCUGAUGCUCCCACUGAGUACAAGGUGGACAAGGUAGAUGAAUCCUCCAUUACCAUAAGAUGGUCCAGUCCUCAAGCCCCCAUCACAGGUUACCGGGUGGUGUACACACCCUCUGUGGAAGGAACCAGCACUGAGAUCAUUCUGCCCAGUACCACCACCAAUCUGACCCUGACCGACCUCUCCCCUGGCAUCCAGUAUAACAUCAGCAUCUACGCCGUGGAGGAGAACCAGGAGAGUGUCCCUCUGGUCAUCCAGAGAACUACACUGGGUGAACCACUCCCAGUUGUCGUGCAGUCUCCUUCGAACUUGCAGUUCUUUGAUGUCACUGAGACCCAAAUCACCAUCAUGUGGACCCCUCCGAUUGGCAAGAUCACAGGCUACAGGGUCACAGUCCAGCCAAUUGGCGAGGCGGGCCUGUCAUCCAUCAGGCUGCCUAUUUCCAGGAACGACUACAUUAAGGUCACCAACCUGUUUCCGGGGACUACUUACCGCUUCUACGUGUAUGCAGUAGACGAGGGGGCCGAGAGCACCCCGCUGGUUGGGGAGCAUGCUACCAAACUUGACACUCCGACUAAUUUGGAGUUCAGAAACAUCACACUGACCUCGGCGCUGGUGACCUGGACCCCACCCAGAGGCAAAAUUACUGACUACAUCCUGGCCUGGGGACCGACGACCAAUGGCCAACCCAAAACACUCAAGCUCCGUCCAAGUGUCACACACCGACAGCUGACCAAACUGCUGCCUGGGACUGAGUACCUUGUCGCUCUCACUGCAAAUCAAGACAAACUUCAGAGCUCAAGGGUUCACAGUAUUCUAAUGACUCCCGAGAUGGUGGGAUCAAUACCCAGCUACACCACCAAAGUGACAGACACAGCUAUUAUAGUCACUUGGACGCCCAUGCCCAGGGUAUCAUUCAAGGUUGGAGUCCGGCCCUCGCAAGGUGGAGAAUCUCCUCGUGAAAUAACCACGAGCUCUGGGAAUAUCAUCAUCUCCAGCCUGACCCCAGGCACAGAGUACACAGUUUCCAUUACAGUGUUGGUGAAUGACGAGGAACGGGAGGCCCCCAUCAUCAAGAAUGUUGUCACAGAAAUCUCCCCACCAACCAAUCUGGAAGUCCAUUUGAACCGGACCACAGGGGAAAUGACACUAACUUGGCAACCAGGAUCAACACCAGGUAUCACUGGCUAUCGGGUAUCCUGCACUCCAACACAAGGCCAACAUGGCAACCUGGUGGAGGAGGUUGUUGAACCUUACCACACAUACUGGAACAUGGAGAACUUGAGUCCUGGCAUUGAAUACCUCAUCAGUGUUUAUACCGUCAAGGAUCAGAAGGAAAGUGCUCCGGUAUCCACGCUGAUAACCCAAGAAAUACCCCGACUCACUGACCUCACCUUCGUUGAUGUAAGUGACUCGACCAUCGGCUUGAGGUGGACGCCGCUUAACUUUUCGGCCAUUACUGGCUACCGCAUCACUGUCAUAGCGGCGGGGGAGUCCGUUCCCAUUUUUGAAGACUUUGUGAGCGCGUCGACGGGAUACUAUACUGUGCAAGGCCUGGAACCCGGAAUAGAUUACGACAUCAGUGUUAUCACCCUGAUAGAGGGUGGCGAGAGUAUUGCAACCACUCGGAAACAGCAAACUGCGGUGCCGCCCCCCACUGACCUACGAUUCACCCACGUGCUCGCGGACUCCAUGAGGGUCAGCUGGUCUCCACCAUCUUCCAUCGACCUCAGCAAUUUCAUCGUGCGUUACAGCCCUGUCAGGAACCAGGAGAUCUUCACCAACCUCACCAUCGCCCCAUCCGACAGCAUGGUGAUCCUGACAGGUCUCCGGCCUGGUACUACCUACCUGGUGAAGGUCUUCAGCGUCAUCGAUAGCAGGGAGAGUGCCCCACUGACUGGAACCCAGCGAACAGGCAUUGACUCUCCAACUGGCAUUGACUUCUCCGAUAUCAGCACCAACUCCUUCACUGUGCACUGGAUGCCACCCAUGGUCCCAGUCACUGGCUUCAGGGUGCAGCUCCAACCUGAGAAGGGAGGCAGGCCAAGGAUUGAGAGGGUGCCGGCUUCCCACACCUCCCACCUGUUGACCAACCUGAGCCCUGGCUCGGAGUAUGUCGUCAGCAUCUAUGCCAUGAGCGGUCAGCAGGAGAGCUUGCCUUUGGUCGGGCAGCAGUCCACCAUCUCGGACUUGCCGACCAACUUGGAAUUCACCCGGUCCACGCCUAACAGCCUGACUGUCAGCUGGACCCCACCGCCCAUGACCGUCAAGUACUACCGCAUCACCUACGGAGAGACCGGAAGCCACAGCCCUGGGAAGGUCAUAACGGUGUCAGGAGGCGAGUCAAUGGUCACCAUCACCAACCUCCGCCCAGACACGCAGUACACUGUCACAGUGUCUGCCGUCACUGGCCGUGGUGACAGUUCGGCAUCCAGCAAGCCUAUCGUGGGUUCUGAGAGGACAGAGAUUGACAUGCCGACCGUGCUGAAGGUGGACGACGUGCAAGACCACAGUCUGACCGUCAGCUGGACCCCUCCCAUUACGCCGGUAAAGGGUUACAGGGUCACCAGCACGCCAAAGAAUGGGCAUGGCCCAAAUAUAUCCAAGACUAUCCCGGCAGGUCAGAACCGCCUGACCAUCGAGGGCUUGGCGCCAUCAGUGGAGUACUUGGUCAGCGUGUACGCUCUGGGAGAGCAUGGGGAGAGCCCACCUCUCACCGAAACAGCAGUAACCGCGCCUGUUAGCCAAGUGAAAGAACUGAUCUUCAUGGACGUGGAGGCAGAUUCCAUGCGGCUGAUGUGGGAGAAGCCAAAAAGUUGGGUCACGACCUACAGGGUAAUCUACUCUAGCCCCGAGGAUGGAGUCCACGAGCUCGUGCCCAGCCCCGACUCCAGGGCCAUUUCUGCUGAGCUGACUGGCUUGCGCCCAGGGACAGAGUACAAAGUGCAAGUGUACGCUGUAUAUAAUGGCCAGGAGAGCUCCUCUUUCAUGGGCAAACAGACUACAGCCAUUCCGCCACCAACUAACCUGGAGUUUGUGCAGGUGACUCCGACAAGUAUGACCAUAAGCUGGCAUGCCCCUCGUGCCCAGCUGACUGGUUAUCGCGUGGUAGUGAAACCAAGGGAGAAGGCAGGCCCAAGCCAACAGGUGACUGUUGGCCCCGAUAACACCAGUGCCACCAUCUCUGGUCUCAUGGUAGCGACUAGGUACAACAUCUUCGUUUACGCUAUCAAGGACUCCUUGACCAGUCAGCCUUUGCAAGGCAUCAAAGCGACACUGGACGAUGUGAGUCCGCCGCGCCGAAUCCACGUCGGCGGUGUGACGGAGACCACCAUCACGCUGCAGUGGCGCACCAAGGCAGAACUCAUCACCGGCUUCCAGAUCACCGCUGUGCCCUCUAGCCAUAGAGACACCAUCCAGAGGACUGUGGGACCCGAUACGCGCACAUACACCAUCACAGGUCUCCACCCUGGCACAGAGUACAAAAUCAACAUCUACACCCUCAGCAGCACGUCUCGCAGCCCACCUACCUCCGUCCUAGCUCGAACUGCUAUCGAUUCUCCAUCAAACCUCCGGUUCAUCUCCGUGACGGAAAACACCAUCAUGUUCACAUGGCAGCGUCCCCGCUCCAAGAUCACAGGGUACCACAUCACCUACCACCCCAGGGGAGGCCAUCCGGUGGAGCUCCGACCUCGGCCAUCAGCCAGUGCCCAAGAAGCAGUGAUCACAGGACUAAGGCCUGGAACCGAGUACAUCAUCAAUAUUAGAGCUAUUCAGAACUCUCUGCAGAGUGAGCUGCUGACCGGGAGGAAGAGUACAGAAGCCCUCUUCCCGCAGCUUACCACUUUCCUCCCGCCUGAAAGACACCAGCAGCCUGGGUCCUGGAGUGGUCACUUGCCCCUUGACUCGUCAAGGCCGCUCACAGAUUCCAGUCAUGACAAGCGGAAUGGUCUAUCAGUUUCAGGAUCGGAUCAAGGCCAUUGGCAGCCACCCAAGAGUCAUCCAAUCCCCACUGAGGUGGAUAAUCACGACAGCCAUCGGCGACAUCCCUCCACCCACGUCAAGCCAAUCAACAGCACAUUAGGCCAGCAGGAAGGUGAGGGCAACAGAGUGCUGGAGCACUAUGUCGUCACUCCCACCUUGCCGUCCCGUCACCACCAAGCAGAAUUCGUGGAGGAGAGUGGGCGGCAACCAGAGCGAACUGGUGGCCAGCCGUAUGGAAACGAUGCACUGCAGACGUACACCAUCUCCUGGAACCCUGUUGCUGACGCCAACGAGUACCUGGUCUCGUGUUACCCAGCUGAGAGUGACAAACUACUCCUGCAGGUGCGGGUACCAGGAACCUUAUCUUACGCUAUGCUUCAUGGCCUUAAAUACGGGGAGCAGUACAACGUAGUAGUGGAAGCCCUGAAUGGUAAUGAUAAACACGUAAUAUUGGAGGAAACAAUCACCGCUAAUCAACAACCUCCCAACCAACCAGAACGCUCUGCCCCUUCACAGGAGUUCUGCUUUGACACUGUCACUAAUUCCAACUAUGCAGUCGGCGAGGAGUGGGAACGAUUGUCCGAGACCGGAUUCAAGCUGUGGUGCAUAUGCAUAGGUUAUGGAAAUGGUUAUUUCAAGUGUGACUCAUCUAAAUGGUGCCACGAUGGCGGCAACAACUAUAAAGUGGGUGAGAAAUGGGAUCGGCGCGAUGAGAAUGGCCAAAUGGUCAGCUGCACUUGUCUGGGCAACAGAAAGGGAGAAUAUAAAUGUGAACCACAUGAAGCAUCAUGUUACGAUCAAGGGAACAUGUACAACGUAGGGGAACAGUGGCAGAAGGAGUACCUUGGCGCCAUUUGCUCAUGCACCUGCUUAGGAGGACACCAGGGCUGGCGCUGUGACAACUGCCGAAGACCCAGACCUGAUGCCACAAGAGACGGAGGCAACUUCCCUGGCCAGCCGACCACCAACGAUAGGCCGAGGUAUGUGCACUGCCCAGUGGAAUGUGGUGGCCCCAGAGACGUGCUGGCCGACUCUCACAGCUUGGAGUAAGGUGGCAGACGGCAAGAGCAAAGCUGCGAGCAUGGGACAGGAGCUGCCUGGCCCUGUUUCUAGCCCACCCAACUGCACUCUCCCAGCUUCUGCGCUCACACUCGCAACCUCUCUGCUUCCUCCAACCUAAGCCGUCACAGCCUCACCUGCUACGUCAGUGAAUGUCCACCAGCAAGAGCCAAUGGCAACUAAAGACCUCAAAGGAAAUGGUUACAGGUUGGCUUUAAACCUGCAACUGCAAUGAAGAAAAUCCAUCCACAAACCCACUGAUAGACCAGGCCUUUAUAAGCUACACAUGGGUUAAACAAGCAGCAUCGCUAAUUAAUAAAAUGCACACCCUUCUCUUCAAAUACUAUUGAACCUCCCCUCCCCGUGUCAGGUGAUCAAAGUUGUAAUUGUGUAACUGAACCAGCUGUUAUUUAUCAGUAUUUUCUCCCUCCUGCAGUGUGUUAUUCUCUUUAAUUCUUAUACCGUUGAAUAAACAAGGAUGCAACUGGUGCCAGAAGAUUUUAAUUGUUAGUAUAUUUUCUGUGAUCAGUGACUGUUUAAGUGCCAGUGCUUUCCUAACAAUGGAGAGAUGAACCUUGUUUUAAUAAAACUUUUAAACACCACAGAAAGCAGUGUGGUCUUCCUCUGAGGUAAGAAGCAAACUUAAAGUAACUUCUGAAAGGGAAUUCUGCAGCAUAUUAGACCCAUUGGGCUGAAUGGAUUUAUGCUAGAACAGGUCCCCAUGAACUUUCUGUCACUCCCCUUCACCCAUUCUUUUACUCUUUCCUCCCUCCUGUACUUUAUUUAGCUUCUUCUCAAACCCACCCAGGCCAUUUGCAUCAGCCACUGCAAUCCACUCUAGGUUGAGCAUUUUCCCCAAGCAUCAGUGGCUGACUAUGGCCUUAGUUUGGCUGAGGAUGAAGAGGGGGACCAAUGGAAUA
Molecule: messenger RNA, 8533 nt
Organism: Pristis pectinata (smalltooth sawfish)
Lineage: Eukaryota; Metazoa; Chordata; Chondrichthyes; Rhinopristiformes; Pristidae
Product: fibronectin-like
Exons: 46
Coding region: 210-7604 (2464 amino acids)
Biological process (GO): heart development; cell-substrate junction assembly; nervous system development
Cellular component (GO): extracellular region
Molecular function (GO): integrin binding; proteoglycan binding
Source: RefSeq, a predicted model, not a curated record